Quercus robur (English oak) is the source of this 888-nucleotide messenger RNA. RefSeq lists its product as uncharacterized. The record is from RefSeq and is a predicted model, not a curated record. The coding region runs from base 1 to 888 and encodes 295 amino acids. NCBI's taxonomy places the organism in Eukaryota, Viridiplantae, Streptophyta, Magnoliopsida, Fagales, Fagaceae. Gene Ontology annotation, molecular function: nucleic acid binding; zinc ion binding. The transcript has 2 exons.
AUGUACAAAAUCGAAGUCUUUGUUUGGAAGAAGAUGAAAAUGAACACUGAGUUUUCCUUGAAACCUCCUUGCUCGAUUAAAGAAGAAGAUGUACUUGGAGAAAGAGAUAUUCCUGGUGCUUAUGAGCAAGCAUUCAAAUUUGACUUAGUUGGAGAUGAUGUUGAGGACUCAAAUUCUGAUCUGGAACCUCUUAUUGAAGGUAUGGUUGAUGUAAAGUUGCCCAAAGAGACUUUGUUGUGCAUUAGGGAACCUUGGUCUAAGGCAUUGAUAGUAAAAGUGUUUGGUAGAACUGUUGACUACAACUACCUCACUUUUAAAAUCAAUGAUUUAUGGAAACCUGCAGCUAAAUUGGAUUGUGACCACUUGGGAAGGGAUUUCUUCUUAAUUAGAUUUAACUGUGUUGAUGAUUAUGUCAAGGUUUUAAAAGGGGGUCCUUGGUUUGUUGGAGAACACUUUUUAGCUAUCAGAUCAUGGGAGCCUUAUUUUAAAGCUUCAGAAGCUAAAUUGUCCUCUGUGGUAGUUUGGGUAAGAUUUCCAAAACUCCCUAUAGAGUUCUAUGACAGGUCAAUGCUCAAAGAGAUUGGCAGUGUUAUUGGACCUGUGUUGUGUAUUGAUUCAUACACUGUAUCAGGGACUAGGGGGAGUUAUGCAAGGUUGUGUGUUCAAGUUGACUUAGAGAAACCCCUUAUUAAUGUAGUAAGAAUUGGCAAGUGCAGGCAAGCGGUGCUGUAUGAAGGCAUUUCUGCCUUAUGUUUCAGUUGUGGUCGUUUGGGUCAUACCCAAGGCAAUUGUUGCUAUAGUAUCAAACCAUGUGAAAAGGGUGGAGAGGUUGCAGAAGCUUCUAAAGAUCAAAAUGUUAGUCAGCCUAGGGAUGUCUCUAAAGUCUAG